AUGGCGAAGAACGACUACAUCAUCAAACUCCCCACCCUCAGGGAACCUACUUCAAAAACACCCGAAAAUGCACGGAAAAUCAUCAAGACUUGGACACAGGCGUUUGAGAAAGUGCUCGCCAACAACGUGAAAGACGGUCUAUCGACUGUCUUCCGCGAAGAUGCUUGGAUCAGAGACUUUCUCGGUCUCUCAUGGGAAUUCAGGACCAUCAACGGCCUCGACGAGAUCGCGACAUUUUUCAAGGAAAAUCAGCCUCGGGCAGGUAUCCGCCAAAUCGUCCCCCGGGAGAAGGGCGCAUUCCAGCCGUCUUUCGGGGACCCUGCGCCUGGUGUUCACUGGGUGGAGAGCAUGUUUGACUUUCAGUCCAGCGUUGGCCGUGGCAAGGGUAUGGUGAGACUGGCGUUGGAGGCGGACGAUACCUGGAAAGCCUUCAUGAUCAACUUCACCCUCCUAGAACUGAAGGGGUUCGAGGAAGCGGUGGGAGUCAGCAGGCCUACGGGUCACGUGGAUCCCAAGGGGGGAAACUGGAAGGAGAGGCGCGAACGACAGGUGGAAUUUGUCGAUGAAGACCCUACUGUGUUGGUCAUUGGCGCCGGGCAUGCUGGGCUCAAUAUCGGCGUUCGUCUACGGAAUCUUGGCCUCCCGACUCUGCUGGUGGAUCGAAAUGAGCACGUCGGGGACAGCUGGCGCAAGCGAUACAGGACUUUGAUGACCCAUGAUCCGAUUCAGUACUGUCAUCUCCCCUUUAUCCCAUUCCCCGGAAACUGGCCCCAGUUCAUGCCCAAGGACAAGCUUGCAGAUUGGCUAGAGUCUUACGCAAAAAUGAUGGAGCUCAACAUCUGGACCAGCACCAACAUUGAGGAGACAAGCUACAACGAGCAGGAAAAGACAUGGACCGUCAAGCUUCGACGGGCAGAUGGCACCCUCCGCACCCUCAAGCCUCGUCACAUCGUUCUGGCGACCGGCCAAGCCGGUGAUCCCAUCACGCCCACAUUCCCCGGACAAGGCGACUUCAAGGGUAUAGUAUACCACGGCAGCCAGCACCAAGACGCCUCCCUCGUCAACAAUCUCUCCAGCAAGAAGGUCCUCGUCGUGGGCUCCGCGAAUAAGGGAAUCUUUGUGAUGCACAAGGGAAUGUACGAGGAGGGCGGGCCCCCAACCGAAGACUGUGACAUCGUCGCGCAGAGCAUCCCGAUCCCCGUGCAAUUCGCGCUGAGCACGCACGGUACCAAGGCCAUCACCGCCGCCGACCAGGAGCUGCUAGACGGUCUGAACAAGGCGGGCUUCAAACUUGACUUUGGACCUGAUGGAAGCGGUAUCUACCGCAAAUACAUCACUCGCGGCGGAGGAUAUUACAUUGACGUCGGUUGCAGUCAGCUGAUAGUCGACGGGAAGGUCAAGGUUCAUCAUAGCCCUGAGGGCAUCACCGGCUUCACGCCAAACGGUCUGAAGUUGGCGGACGGUACGACUUUGGAUGCUGACAUUGUUGUGCUGGCGACGGGAUAUGAUGGCAUGAGGUCUAGCACGCGUAAUAUUUUAGGCGACAAGGUGGCGGAUCGAGUCAAGGAGUGUUGGGAUCUUGAUGAGCAAGGCGAGAUCAACUCUAUCUGGAGAAGCAGCGGCCAUCCGCGGUUCUACUACAUGGGUGGGAAUCUCGCCCUGUGUCGCUCUUAUUCGCGGCUCUUAGCCCUACAAAUUAAGGCCGUGGAAGAAGGUAUCCUGAUUUAG
Molecule: messenger RNA, 1728 nt
Organism: Colletotrichum paranaense
Lineage: Eukaryota; Fungi; Ascomycota; Sordariomycetes; Glomerellales; Glomerellaceae
Product: flavin-containing monooxygenase
Exons: 5
Coding region: 1-1728 (575 amino acids)
Molecular function (GO): flavin adenine dinucleotide binding; monooxygenase activity
Source: RefSeq, a predicted model, not a curated record